Molecule: messenger RNA, 7433 nt
Organism: Diceros bicornis minor
Lineage: Eukaryota; Metazoa; Chordata; Mammalia; Perissodactyla; Rhinocerotidae
Gene: HTR1D
Product: 5-hydroxytryptamine receptor 1D
Exons: 3
Coding region: 4794-5927 (377 amino acids)
Biological process (GO): regulation of locomotion; chemical synaptic transmission; regulation of behavior
Cellular component (GO): dendrite; plasma membrane
Molecular function (GO): neurotransmitter receptor activity; G protein-coupled serotonin receptor activity
Source: RefSeq, a predicted model, not a curated record
AGUUUGGGGCCCCUGUGGGACAGCCAGGAGGGAUGACCAAAGGACAUUUGGGGCCAGAGGUACAGAGAGAGGUGUCAAAGGUAAAACUGUCAGUGUUCCUCUUUCGUUCUUUGAGUGAAUCAUUCCUGAACUAUUGGAAGUAUCAAGCCAAAACACAUCUGUGAACAAAACCGGGUCUCUGCCCCAUCUCAUGGGGAGAGAGAGCCCCCAGCGCUGGGCUGCAGGGGGACGAGGGAGGUGCGGUGCGAACCAGAAACAGGAGGCCCUGCUGGGCACAGAGGAGGGGCUGGCCCCACUUGAGUGGACGGAGUGGACAAGUUUCAGCAGAGGAGACAGUUGAAUUCGAUCCUGAGGGUAAAGUUGGAGUUGGACCAGGGCAUGAUGGGGAAGAGUACACCCCACACAGAGGGCCCUGGGCUCCAUAACACACAGGCCUCCCCUCCCUUCAGGAACUGGAGUCCAAAGAGGGAGACAGGCCGGCGGCAAGUGAGCCCAGUCGAGGGAGUCCAGUGUGAUAAGACCAGUGGGGAGAGGAGGAGGGAGCAAUCAGUUCCAUUCCUAGGGUCCAGAGAAACCUCCAGAAAAAGUGGAGGAGGCGAGAGGAAAGGCAUUCCAGGUAGAAGGAACAACCUGUGCAAAGGCUCAGAGGUGUGAGAGAACCACAGUGUUUUUGCCGGAGGAGGUCUCAGCCAGGCUGGAGGUGGGAUCUUUUGCUGAGUGCAGGUGAACAGGAGGAUGAGAGGAAAGGGCUGGACUGUGCAAUCUCCGGACAUGUAAGCAAUAGGAAAUGAAGAAAAAGGAUUUGAGGUGCGUGGAGGGAAGGGUUCUCCAAGCUUCAGUCCCCUGGAAUAGGUAUCAGUGGCCCAACUCCUUUUCAUUCCUGAUUCUGUUUGUCUUCCAGCGCUCAGCUUCAAAGCCACUUUCCGAGGGGGAUCGCAGGGUGCAGCACGUUACCUAUCCCUCUUACUUUCCUGUGGCUCCCUGCGUGCUCCACUGUCAUCCUGGAUCACGUCUGUGGUCCCAGGUUCCAGGGCCAGGGCCACUAUAAGUCUUCCUUAGAGCAGAGUCCACGUCUGUGUUGCUCAUGCCAACCCGUGGUAGGCUUUAAGUAAAUAGCUAUUGAAUAGUUGAGGAAACAGGCUCAGAGAGGUUAAGAAACUUGCCCAAGGUCACAGAGCUAGUAAAUGUCAGAGCUGGGAAGCAAAUUCAGUCUACCUGAUUCCGAAGCUCAUGCGCUUCAUCACAGCUGUAUUGUGCCUCCCAGCAGGGAGAACAGAUGGUGAAUAGCAGGUUUGGAUCUUGUAAACACAAACAAAUUCAGUGUUUAAUUUCUAGGAAAUGAAUUCCUGUUGUUAGUACCUUGUUUAUCCAGUCAGCAGAAGACAGCCUCUCCUCUGACCUGAAAAUGGUUUCACUCCAUCAGCUCAAGUGCUCUCUGGAGACCCAGAUGUGCAGCAUCAGGGGUGGAGGGGCGGGUUGAGCUCCAGGGCCAGAGGAUGCAGCCCUCAAGGCUUCUUGCAGAGUGUGGUCUGCCCUGCCAGUCUGCCCCCAGGAUUACUCCCCUCAUAUGGAAACUCGGAGGGGAGGUGGGGGAGGAUAUGAAAAUACCAAAAGCAUAUGGUAUGAAAGCCUCUGGAUACUUCUGUCCUUAGUCUCAAGUUCCUGCUACAAGUGGGAGGCAGUGGAAGGAGCACUGAUGGGAGUCUGAGACUUGGUUUCUGCCCGUAACUCACUGUGUGACCUUGGGCAAGUGUCUUACCCUCUCUGAGCCUUUCUCCUUGUCAACACUGUGAGGGAAUUGGAUCAGAUGAUUCCUAAGAGUCCUUCCCGCUCUGACACUCUGAGAUCCUUAAAUCCUAGGGCUGACAUUACUAGUAUCCCUUGCACAGCUCGGUGUGGUCCGUGGAGUGGCAGCAUCCCCUGGGAGCUUGUGAGAAAUGCAGAAUCUCAGGUCCUACUUCAGACUCACAGAAUCAGAUCCUGCAUUUUCAUAAGAUCCCUAGGUCACGCGUGUGCCCAUUCCAGUGUGAGAAGCACUGUGGCAACCACGUUCCCCCCUUCUCUCUGGGCUGUGCUGAGAAGGCGGCAGAGGGUGGCGUGCUGAGUGCUGAAUGAGGAUGCCCGUGCGCCCUCCCAGCGGCAGAGAGAGGUCCGUUCAGGUGGGAGUGAUGGGCCCUAGCAUAUAGCGGGUACCCAGGGAAGAUGUUUGGAAUGUGUGCAGGCGUGCGUGGGGUAAGUAGUCGUGGAAGGAAGAAGGGAGUGAACUGACUUUACUCAGCACCUAUUGUGAGUGGUGGAGCGUGGAGUCCGGCAAGCCCAGGUUCCAAUCCUAGAUCUAUGGUGUCCUAGCUCUGGGGCCUUAGGCAAGCCCUUUCUCUGAGCCUCAGUUCCCUCUCGUGGGAAAUGGGAAUAAUAAUAAUAGGACAGGCUUCAAAGGGUUGUGGUCAGACUUAAAUGAGUUGAUAUAGGAGAAGUGCUUAAAACAGUGCCUGGCACAUAGUAAGCUCUUAAUAAUGUUGGCUAUUACUUUACUAUUACUGGUAUUCCAGCCCCUGCCCGCGCAGCUCCCAGUACUGUACCAACCCCUUCCCCUGGAUUGCAUCGAGUUCCCCCUGGACAGAGUCCCAAAAUGACCUCUAGGGGGCGCUAUCACCCCUGUCAAGAACCACUGUUUCUAGAGCAGCCUUAUCCAAUAGAAAUAGAAUGCAAGCCACAAAUGUAAUUUGAGAUUUAGAACAUUUAGAGGUAGCCAUGUUAAAAAAAGAAAAAAGUGAAAUCAAUUUCAAUUAUAUAUUUUAUUUGCCCAGUAUAUCCAAAAUGUCAUGUAACUGAUAUAAAAAUUGUUAAUGAGAUAUUUUACAUCCUUUUUUUUUUUUGGACUAAGUCUUUGAAGCCCGGUGUGUUUUAACUUACAGCACAUCUCAGUGGCCACAUUUCAAGCGCUCAAUGGUCACAUGUAGCCAGUAGUGGUUAUUCUAGUUGCUCAGUGCUGGCUCUCCAUCCCAGCUGUGCCACGUAUUACCUGUAUGGCCUUGGGUUAGUCAUUUUACCUCUCUGGACCUCAGUUUCUUCAUCUGAAAAAUGGGGAUACUAACUCUGCCCCAAGCGGUAGUAUUAGGGGCAGGUGGUAAGAGUUUAAAACCCCUUUGCCCACUUUCCCACAAGCGUGAGAGGCUCCAGUGUGUUGUUAACCACAAAGGCAACAGCCUUUGUACAGUGCGUUUGGUUGAUCAAGGUGGUCCUUCCCUGCUGAAGGCUGGUCACGACCUAGCGCAAGGUGGAGAGUUGGAAGGGGUUGCAUUCUCAUCCUUCCCUGUUGCAAAGGCCUUGAAAACAGGCUUCUCCUGUCUUUGAUUUUUUUAAAGAUAACGAGAUUGUCAUGAUGAAGAUAACCAGCGAUCAUCCAGGCCAGUCGUUGUCAAUCCUGGCUGCACCUUGGAAACACUUGGGGAACUUUGAAAAAUUACCGUGCCUGGGCUCUGCCCCUCGGAGGGUGAGGCCUGGAUGUCUGUUUUUUUCUAACAGUAUUUGUACUUUUUUAAAGCUUCCCCAGGUGAUUCUGAUGCACAGUAGGAGAAUCUCUGAUCUGGUCCCACGCUCUCAUUUUCAAGAUGGAGAAACUGAGACCCAGAGGAGGAAGUGACUUAUCUGAGGUCACAGAGAAUUAGUGGCAGAACCAAGCUGAAGCCCAGGGCUCCCUUCUCCGUCCAGUACACUGUUCUCAGGGCCCAUUCCUCAUCAGUUCAUGCAGCCCUUCAUAAACAUUUAUUGAGCUCUUGCUCUGGGCCAGGUGUCAGGGCUAUGGGGUUAAAUAAGGCGUGGUCCCUGCACUGAGGUCCAGUGAUGGGGACAGUCCAGUGUGGUAAGAGCUAUGGUGGUGGGCUUCCAGGAGAUGGGUACCUAACCCGAGCCAGGCUGGGGGAGGUUAGGGAAGGCUUCCUGGGCAGAUGCCAGAACUUCUCCUGCAGGGUCACUUGGAGUUAGGCAGGCAGAGGGCUGGGGAGAGGAUACUUUCCAGGCAGAGGACACAGCAGGGACAAAGCUGCAGAGCAGGAAACAGCACUGAGCGUGGAUAUGGCAGCAGGGGGCUGACAGAAGAGCAAGCAGCUUGGUGCCACUGGAGUGUGAAGGUCACAGCCACCUAGGUCAGGAGAUGAUGCUGGAAAUGCGAUGCUACAGUGACCGUUCUUGCUCCUGCCUGCUGGUGAACACACAGAAGAGUUUCUCUGUCAUGUAUACCUGGAAGGGAAAUUACUGGGUCAUGAGAGCUUCUGAACGUGUGCCCUUCUCGAUGAACCCACAGUGAUCUGUUUGUUUGCCUUCUCCCGGCUCAUGCAUUCCUCAAGUCUUGGUAACUGGAAUGUUUUGUCUGUUCAGGCUCAAAACGGUCAGCAGGACAGGAACCGAAGUUACGUACCUCGUACUGUGUCACAAUGAACCCGGGAAAACUGGGAGCUGUUGACUGGACUGCUUCUCCGAAUCAGCUGGUAGUUCUUUUUGUCUCUAGUUUUGAAAGCCCCCCCCGGAGGCCACCUGAAAGCUGGGUAAAGUUCCAGAACAGUGAGACAUCUUGGGGUUCACCUGGUUUAGGAAAGACCUUAACUAACUACCAGCUGGUCGUCACCUCCAUGUUCUUUAAAUAGUCGAGUCUUGAGGUCUUUUCACUGUGGUCUGUUCUGAUGGAUGGCUCCCACCAGCGUGAAUCAGAAGGAUGACCUUGUUCUGUGAGCAGGACACCUGUGAGAGAAGGAGCUGUGUGUGUGGAAGUCUGUGGGAAGAGAGAGCCCCCUAGAAUGUCCCCACCAAACCAGUCAGUGGAAGGCCUUCUCCAGGAGGCCUCCAACAGAUCCCUGAACGCUACAGAAAGCCCAGAGGCUUGGGAUCCGGGGACCCUCCAGGCCCUCAAGAUUUCUCUUGCUGUGGGCCUGUCCAUCAUCACACUGGCCACAGUCCUUUCCAAUGCCUUUGUGCUUACCACCAUCUUCCUCACCAGGAAGCUCCACACCCCAGCCAACUAUCUCAUCGGCUCCCUGGCCAUGACUGACCUCUUAGUUUCCAUCUUGGUCAUGCCCAUCAGCAUCGCAUAUACCACCACCCGCACCUGGAGCUUUGGCCAAAUCCUGUGUGACAUCUGGCUGUCUUCUGACGUCACAUGCUGCACGGCCUCCAUCCUGCACCUCUGUGUCAUCGCUCUGGACAGGUACUGGGCCAUCACUGAUGCCCUGGAGUACAGCAAACGCCGGACAGCAGGCCAUGCAGCUGCCAUGAUUGCCAUCGUCUGGGCCAUCUCCAUCUGUAUCUCCAUCCCGCCGCUCUUCUGGCGGCAGGCCAAAGCUCACGAGGAGAUGUCGGACUGCCUGGUGAACACUUCUCAGAUCUCCUACACCGUCUACUCCACAUGUGGGGCCUUCUACAUCCCGUCUGUGUUGCUGGUCAUCCUCUACAGCCGGAUCUACAGGGCUGCCCGGAACCGCAUCCUGAAUCCGCCAUCACUCUACGGGAAACGCUUCACCACCGCCCACCUCAUCACGGGCUCUGCGGGGUCCUCGCUCUGCUCUCUCAACCCCAGCCUCCAUGAGGGGCGCUCUGCUUCGGCCAGCUCCCCACUCUUUUUCAGCCACGUGAAAAUCAAGCUUGCUGACAGUAUCCUGGAGCGCAAGAGGAUUUCCGCUGCUCGAGAAAGGAGAGCCACUAAAACCCUGGGGGUCAUUCUGGGGGCCUUCAUCAUCUGCUGGCUGCCAUUCUUUGUUGCAUCUCUGGUCCUCCCCAUCUGCCGGGACUCCUGCUGGAUCCACCCAGCCCUCUUUGACUUUUUCACCUGGCUUGGCUAUUUAAACUCCCUCAUCAAUCCAAUAAUCUAUACUGUAUUUAAUGAAGAGUUUAGGCAAGCGUUUCAGAAAGUUGUCCGUUUCCGGAAAACCUCCUAGUCUUAUUUGGUAGUGACUCCUGUUCUCUUUUGUGUCUUGUAACCCAAUUGAGGUUGUCUUUUUUGUUUUUCCUGAGAUUUGAGUGAAUCUUGAUAUCUUGGGUUUCGGUGCAAGCAAUAGAAUUGUUUGGCAUUCUUUUUCCUGUUGUCUUCUUGACUUCUGAGCCACCAAAAGUUAGGCAGCUGUGUGAAAGGGGACAGACUGAAAAUUUCACUUGGCAUAAUAUUUUCACAGUUCACCCAUGUUGGAAGAAACAUCGCCCACAGGAUUCCCUGUUGAUUCAAUUCAGGUGGAAAGCUGUCUGACUCUGUAGGAAGACCCCAGGCUCAAAGGGGAGGCUUUCUGGUCUACCUAAGUUUUGUAUGGCGCUCAAAGGAGGGUAGAUGAGAUUAAUGACCUGAGUUGAAAAAGAAUCUGGAGUCAAGAUGGAGGGAUCUCCGUUCCAUGUGGAACCUUGCUUGGAAAAUAACAUCCAGGACUCCACUGAGUCCUUAGAUUGAAUCUCUCCCAGUUUUUCAUGGGGAGAGAUUCAGUGAUUGAGGUGUCAAUGAUAUAAAGAGAUGGAGAGAGAUUCAGAAGCCGGGGGCAAGGGGGCAGGAUGGUUGGAACCAGAUCAACUAUCCCAUAACUUUCCUCUUUCCCCAAUAUCUCUGCACCAUCUUAAUGGUCUGAAGUUAAAACCCACAAUCACCCCCAUUGAAGGAGAUUGAUAGUCUUUGGAGCCACCAAGCUUUGAAUGGAACACCACUCUGAAUUUUUUUUUUCUGAAUUAUUUUUUUUACAUCCUAUUCUCAUCAGAGAUCUUAAGAUGUUGCGUCUUGUCAAAUAAAAAGCAUGAGACAUCAUGAUCAGUAAAGUCUUUGGGUAAUUUUUCCCCAUCUCCCUUGAUGUAGAAACCUUUCAAUUCAGUUGUCUCCAGCAUUCAUUGAGCACCUACCACAUGCCAGGCCCUGUGCCAGAGUCCUGUCUCCCCGGAGCCUCAUCACAGUGAAAGUCAGUGUAACUGGAUGAUUAAAGCUGAGGACCUUGUGCCUUAGUUCAAAUCCAAAUGCUACCAAUUUCUAGCUGGAUGAGCUUGGACAAGUUUCUUAAUCCUUUGCCUCACUUUCCUCAACUGUAAAAUGGGGAUAAUAAUAGGUAUGUUAUCGUAUAAAAAUAAUAGCCACUGUUUAUUGAGUGCCUCCAAUGCUCCUUGCGUACAAUUUCUCCUUUGCUCUUCAUCUUCAUUUUAUAGAUGCAGUAAAGAAACUUGCCUAUGGUUAGGGAAGGUUUCAUAAAGAGGUGACACUUCAGCAGCCUCCCAAAAGAUGAGCCCUUGUGGGAUGAGAGGCUAAGGAAGGGGAGAUGUGGUGAGGCCUCCUGGGGGAGGUGGGGCAGCGCGAAGGAAGGUAGGGAAGGUCAGGCGGGGUGGAAAAAAGAGCAGGAACAGAGCCUGGGAGGCCUGUAAUGCUUAGUGGCGUCUCUGGGCACAGGAAGAAGAAUGAGAGCCAGGAAUAUGGGAUAUCA